This is a messenger RNA of Nymphalis io (European peacock), 1743 nucleotides long. RefSeq lists its product as uncharacterized. The record is from RefSeq and is a predicted model, not a curated record. The transcript is spliced from 4 exons. The coding region runs from base 1 to 1743 and encodes 580 amino acids. NCBI's taxonomy places the organism in Eukaryota, Metazoa, Arthropoda, Insecta, Lepidoptera, Nymphalidae.
AUGUUCCGGUGGAGUUUGUUAGCGCUGACAGCGCUGGUUGUAUUCUCAAAUGCAAUUGAUACACAUUCACGUUUUCAACCGAAAAAGCCUAGGAUCGCUGAAUAUCAACCUGGACAUGCUGUGGAUAGUGAUGAAAUGGUCAACAACCUCCUGCAAUGGAUCCAAGGUUUAUACCAACAGAAGAAUAGGAAAGCACGACAGUACUUUGGAGGCAAGCCAGAAAGACCAAGGCCAUUUGAACCUGCAUCUUAUCUACCACCAACUGGUUAUCCUCCGUCAGGCAAUCGUCCAACGCCUUCGUACAGCGAGGGUCCAUCUCCUUCCAGUCCAAAUUAUCAACCUAGCUCGCCUUUCUUUUCAAGUCAACCGGAGCAACCAUCAUCGGAGCCAAGCCAACCGCCGUACCAGCCAAGUGAACCUGGCUACCAACCUAGUCAGCCAACCUCAUCACCUUAUCAACCAAGCAAACCCUCCCAACCUUUGUAUAAGCCCAGCCAACCAUCAGUGCCUUCUCAACCUAGUCAACCAACCCAAUCUCCAUAUGAACCAAGCAAUCCUUCUCAACCAGAUUACCAACCUAGUCAACCGUCAAAGCCUGUUAACGAAGUAACUUCUUCAUAUCAACCUAAUAUAUCUACGCAACAGCCUGAAAGUCCUGACAACGGUAAUGUUGAAAUUACACCAUCACAACUUCCUUCUGGGCCAGACGAUGAUGACCGUCACCCACCACAUAUUCAUGAUAUAACAGUUGACUGUGGCAAGCAAAUGAUGACCAUUAAUAUAGAAUUCAACAAAGUUUAUAAUGGAAUUAUCUACUCGCAAGACCAUUUCAAGGACUCCGACUGUGUCUACGUGAGAGAAAACUCCAAUCAAAUUAAAUAUUCUUUUACCGUCAAUCUUGAUAAAUGUGGCACAAAGUUCUUUAGUGAUUUCGAAAAUGAAGGGCAAGCUUAUUUGGAGAAUAUAUUGGUUCUUCAAAACGAGCCUGGUAUACAGGAAGUCUGGGAUCAUAUCCGUCGGGUGAGAUGCCUCUGGGAAGGAAACUUAACCAAGCAGUUAGUAUCAUCACUUAGUGUUGGAAUGCUUAAUCAAAUUACAAGUAACUUCAGCGGUGACACUGCCAUGGCGCGGUUGGACAUUCAAGCCGGAAAAGGACCAUUCGCUCCUGAAGCUAACGGCUUAAUCAAAAUCGGUGAAAUAAUGACAUUGGUAGUAUCUGUUACAGGCGAUCCAGGUUUCGAUAUUUUAGUAAGAGAGUGCGUAGCAAGAGAUUCUGGCAACAAUCACGUUGUACCCUUAACUGAUUCUAAUGGCUGUGUGCUAAAACCGAAACUAUUCGGAUCAUUCCAGAAGACAAGAGAAACGGGUAAUACAGGAGCUUCCAUCAUAGCUUACGCCUAUUUCAACGCAUUCAAAUUUCCUGAUGAAAUGGACUUGAUAAUCCAAUGCGAAGUUGAAUUAUGUAAGACUGAUUGCGAAGUCUGCCCUAACCCUGGAAGUACAGAACCGAGGAGGAAAAGACGUGAUAUUAUCCACGUUGGUAAUAGAACAUAUGAACCAGUUACGACUAUCGAAAAAGGUCUGAGAGUGGUCUUCGCUGAAGAUCUCCCACAUGAGACCGGUAUAUGUAUUUCGUCCACAGUCGCAUUAUGGGGUGGAUUUUUAGUUUUAGCCGGAUCAUUAAUGAGUAGUUUAUCUGUAUCCUACUGCUGGCACAGAUCGCGUGGAUCUAUUAAAUUUUAA